Messenger RNA from Australozyma saopauloensis, 1773 nucleotides. RefSeq lists its product as uncharacterized. The coding region runs from base 1 to 1773 and encodes 590 amino acids. Gene Ontology annotation, cellular component: mitochondrial outer membrane. The transcript has a single exon. The record is from RefSeq and is a predicted model, not a curated record. Lineage: Eukaryota; Fungi; Ascomycota; Pichiomycetes; Serinales; Metschnikowiaceae.
AUGUUUUUCUUCAAUCCCGGCCUCAAUAAUCUGGAACUCCGCCAGAUCAAAACCUCCAAUACCAUCUCGGCCCGCGUGGUGGAGCAGCUUCGGUGCAUGAAUGCACGCACAAACGUAACUUUGGCCUCGUUUCCGGAGAUUGAAAGCUCGACCGAUGGCGAGAAAGCCGAUUCUUCGGAUCCUGUGCGGAAAAUCUUCACAGAUUUCUAUUACGACGCCGAAAUCGGGAACGAUAAGCUCCAUUCUGUUCCUGGAAUUACAAUUGAUAACUUACUAAAGUAUCGUGCCCGUUUGAGUGCUGUUUCGGCAACUGGAGAAGAGCAAGGGGUGCUCAUUUCCAUCGUAGACCAAUACACACGCAUGAUCGUGCUCCACCAUUUGGCCAAUACGAUCAUUCACAAGACUUUGGUGGCUAAGACGCAGGUUGGGUAUUGGCGCGACGUGAAGAGCUCGACCAGAGCCAAAUUGGUGUAUGGAGUGCAGAGCUUACCGUACAGAACGUAUUGUGUUGUGUCCAAUGUAUUUGCAGAGGUGGCUGCGGCCUCCAAUAGUCUGUGGUCUGUGCGAAGAUUGUACAAUUUGAUCAUUGAGGCUUUUGGCAACGUUUUGGGCAAGACUGUUGACGGGUUUAGUGGUAACUUCAUUAUACAAAACUCGAAGCUCAAGUUCUUCAAGGUUCCUCUCGGAGCAUUGAAUGAGGAAAUUAAAGAAAAAAUAGAGGGACUCAAUACUUUAUUGGACGACUAUUACCGCGAUCUUGGGCUCAUUCUCAACAACAUCACCGAGGACUCGAACAUUGUGAGUCAAAUCUUGACCUCCUGUGGAUCUGACAUCGGCUGCCAGCUUGAAUCGAUAAAGAAGCUCGAGAAAGAUAAUUCGAAGAUCUACCAGUAUGCGCCGCCCAGCUUUUUUGCCCGUUACUGGCCAAUUUUGCUACUUCUUGUUAACUACGGGCCAUCCACCACAGUCAAUAUAUGGAAAAAUCGUUUUGAAAUAGCUGAGUGGUUCAAACUUAAUUUCUUUGAUACUGUGGUGGGAUUCUGGAACAACUGGAUUGUGAAACCUAUUGGAGACAUGCUCAGUAUUCUUAGAAACGACAACACCAUGACUAUCGCAUCUAAGGAGUCGCUUCAGUCAGAUCUCGACUCGCUUGAGCGUAUGGUCGAAGAGUUUAUGAAAGACAACCAUGUCCAAGUGUCGCCAGAGGAAGUUCACGCAGCAGUCUCCAAGGGCGACCUUACCAUGAUGAUGUCACAGUACGAGAAUGAGAUCCGCACCCCAUACAAGUCCAUUAUCAAAGGGCUGUUGAUUCGUUCGAUGUUGAUUCAGGUUCAAAAGACUAAGGUGGAUGGUGGAAUUGCCAUCAAUGGUAUCGACAAACUUCUCAAACUGCAGCAGCUUCUUUUUGGAGUGUUGUCUAUCUCUCCAUCGUUGUUCAUCUUGUGGCAGGGCAACAAGGCUCUCAACAACAAGAGCUCGCUUCAAGCAGACUUGGAGUCCAAACGGAUCGACUGCUUGCGUAGUCUCAACCAGAUCGAGAAGCUAGUGAACCGUGAGCAGACGGAAGAUAAACUCAUCGGCGACGGUAAGCUCUUUGUUGAAAUCAUAAACUUGACACUUUUGGCGAGAAGUAUAAUUCCAACGAAAUUGCGGUCUGAGUUCCACCAUGAUUUGAAUGAGCUUGCAAUGGCUAGCUCUGACGAGAACCUGAGCUCGACCAAGGGUAUGAUCAAUCGGAUUUGGAACAUGUACUCACCAUAUUUCCGGCGCUAA